Messenger RNA from Scatophagus argus, 1241 nucleotides. Its product is annotated as trace amine-associated receptor 13c-like. The transcript has a single exon. Lineage: Eukaryota; Metazoa; Chordata; Actinopteri; Scatophagidae. The coding region runs from base 137 to 1129 and encodes 330 amino acids. The record is from RefSeq and is a predicted model, not a curated record. Gene Ontology annotation, molecular function: trace-amine receptor activity. Gene Ontology annotation, biological process: G protein-coupled receptor signaling pathway. Gene Ontology annotation, cellular component: membrane.
GGAAGACGAAGAAUAGGCUGACAGCAGCAGCCCAGACAGUGAUGAAGAGCAUGACCGGGGAGUGUGAUCAGAGAUAAGUGAUCUGCACUGUGUCGCGUACGAUCAGAAAGCUGCUGGAGCUCAGCAGUGUUGGAUCAUGGAUGACCUUGAAGGAGCCGAGCUCUGCUACCCUCAGCUCCUGAACUCAUCCUGCAGGGGUGUAAUGCGUCCUCGCCCUGAGGCUGUCCUCCUCUACACGCUGUUGUCCUGCAUCGCUGUGCUCACUGUAGCUCUUAACCUGUUGGUGAUCAUCUCCAUUUCCCACUUCAGACAGCUUCACACCCCCACCAACCUGCUCCUCCUCUCCCUGGCCAUCUCUGACCUGCUGGUCGGGCUGCUGGUGAUGCCGGUGGAAACGGUGCGGUUCAUAGAAGCCUGCUGGCUGCUGGGUGAUCUCAUGUGUGCUCUGUCUUACAUUAUCGGCUUCACCCUCACCUCAGCCUCUGUGGGGAACAUGGUCCUCAUAUCGGUCGACCGCUUUGUAGCCAUUUGUUAUCCCCUCCAGUACCCCAGCAUAAUCACUCGCAGCAGAGUGGAGCUGUCUGUGUGUCUCUGCUGGGCCUGUUCGUUACUCUACAAUGGGCUGAUUUUAAAGGACCAUCUCAGGCAGCCGGACAGACACAACUCCUGCUACGGCGAGUGUUUGGUGGUGAUUGACUAUGUAUCGGGAACUGUCGACCUGGUGUUCACGUUCAUCGGCCCAUGCUCAGUCAUUGUUAUCCUAUACAUGAGAGUGUUUGUUGUGGCAGUGUCACAGGCUCGCGCCUUGCGGUCUCAUGUUACGGUCGCUGCAGCCCGCGCAGCUCCAGUCACUGCAAAGAAAUCAGAGAAAAAAGCAGCCAGAACUCUGGGUAUCGUCAUUCUGGUGUUUCUGAUGAGUUUCUGCCCUUAUUACUACCCCUCUCUUGCAGGACAGGACAUCUCAAACAGUGUUUCAUCUUGGGCUAUUGUGUCCUGGCUGUUGUAUUUUAAUUCUUGUCUGAACCCGCUCAUAUACGCGUUCUUCUACCCGUGGUUUAGAAAAGCUAUCAAAUUCACUGUCACCCUGAAGAUAAUAGAGCAGGACUCUUCUCAGGCAAAUAUACUUUAAAGUCGCCGUUUUCAUUAUGCAUGUCACCCUGUAAGUGAGAGCGGAAGCAAAAUGAAUCUGCUGUUUUUCAUGUGACAUUAAGUUUAAGUGUCUGAGUUCACAUUUUUCAUUU